AUGCGUGAUAUCGUUUCAUUUAUUAUUUUGAUAAGUUUAAUAAAACCAUCGAAUUUACAAUUACUGAUAAACGUUAGAAAUCAGGGAGGUGAUGUUUUGCAAGAAAAUAUUACUGCAAAUGUAUCUGAAGAUACAGUAACCCUCGAUUUUCUACGUUUGGAUGGUACUUACGUAUCACAAUUAGUCGACUUUACAAAUGAAGUUGAGGCAAUGAAAGUUAUAAUCCCGGCUGAAGAAGAGCUUGGACAGUCAGGUUACCAAACUUUAUGCUUUCUUACACAUGCUGCUCAGGCAGACUUCAUUGCACCAGAUGCUAUGGCAAAACUAAGACAGAAAAAUGCUGGGACUGUACGGGUUGCUGAGGAGGAUAAAGGCUGGAGACAAACUACAGCAACUGCCUGGGCUAGUAGAGUGACACGAUUACUAUCACCAGCAGCUGCUAGGCACUGUGCAUCUGCCAAGGAUCAUGUGUACUUACGAGCUGCAGAUUUGACGAGAUGGGCUCCUAGACCAGGAAUGGAGCAUUCCUCAUAUGCCUCAGAAAUCAGUCCAUUCCCAGAACAUGCUUUGGCAUCUGACACUUCUGAUGGUUCACCAUUUGUGCCUGCUUGUGUAGCUGAGACAGACUCUGCUAACGAGUGUAUUUGUCACUUUGAGGUUUGUGUCAAUUGGUAUCCUUGUGGACUAAAAUACUGCAAAGGUAAACCACAAGGUGGAUUGAGCUAUAGGUGUGGCAUCAAGACAUGUCAUCGCUGCUAUCGGUAUCAUUUCUAUGUGCGGCGCAGAGACACAUGCCUCACAUAUAUGUGA
Pieris macdunnoughi is the source of this 810-nucleotide messenger RNA. Lineage: Eukaryota; Metazoa; Arthropoda; Insecta; Lepidoptera; Pieridae. The record is from the annotation of a GenBank genome assembly.